UUGCAUCCUGCCCGGAAGAGAAGGCGUGUUCGCGUUUACCCCAAGUCAACCUUUUGGCUUUCCAUAUGAUCACUCGUGUCUGUCAACCGCUCCAAACUCUAAGUUCCAACAGACUCUGCUUGGACUUUUCAGACACCAAAACUUUCCCCGGAGAAAAUGUCCACCAAUUCUGGACAUCAUUGAUGUAGAGGUGAUGGAGGGAGAAGGGGAGUUGUUGGAUUUGAGUCACCUCUCAGAGGCAGAGCAGACAUCCAUCUUGGAAGUGUUACUAAGGGACUCGAAUCUGCGUUGCCUUGAUGAGGGGCGUGUAAGGACCCUGCAGCAGAAAGAGGCGGACCCAGUGCGUCUGAGGUUGCUGUCGGGGGCGUGGUUUCAUGAGGAGAGGAGCAAGCGUUACCGAGACACAAAGGAUGGCGUUGACAUCGUACAGGCAUCCAUACGAGGCAGGAAGCCAAGAACAGAUUUGUCUGUGAGUGGGGUGUUUAAAGGGCAGACAGACGAUGCUCCUCCCACUAACAACAACGACCCUCAGAUAGAGGACAAGAAAGAGGAGGACGACAAGAGAAGUUACAGGAGUCCACCUACAGCCAGACCCAGACCCAGACCCAGGAGCCCAAACCCAGACCCAGACCCAGGAGCCCAAACCCAGACCCAGACCCAGACCCAGGAGCCCAAACCCAGACCCAGACCCAGACCCAGACCCAGACCCAGGAGCCCAAACCCACAGGAUACAGACUCUGUGUCCAGUGUCGUGACAGAAGCUGAUCUGACGCUUCUAAGGCCUGGGCUCUCCAUCAGCACUCUAAGUCUACAGUCUAACUACACACUAAGUGGCAGUAUGAUGAGUCUGUUCAGUUCUGGGGAGUUUGGGGCGGUGGCGGUGAAGGGGCGUGUCCUGUUCUCAUUGGACUAUAACACUCAGAGGGAGGAGCUACAGGUCAGAGUGUGUCGUUGUGAAGGCCUGGUUGCUGCACGCAAGAACCACUCCGACCCGUACGCAAAGGCCUAUCUCCUGCCUGAUAAGUCGUCUCACAGUAAGAAGAAAACAACAGUAAAGAGAAAGACCCUCAACCCAGUCUUUGACCAGACACUAAAAUAUAAGAUCAGCGUGUCAGAGGUGCGUGGCAGGACUCUGAACCUGUCUGUGUGGCACGCUGCCUCCCUGGGUAGAAACCUGUUCCUAGGAGAGGUAGAGCUGGAGCUGGCUCACUGGGACUGGACACACACAGACCCUGACUGGUACAAACUACAGCCACGGUUGCAGUGUAGUCCAGAGUCUAUCAGUAGUCGAGGAAACAUCAUGCUCUCUAUCAAGUUCACCCCAGCAGGAUCUGAGGGUGGAGGUCUUCCUCCAUCUGGGGAGAUACACAUUUGGCUGCGGCAGGCGCAGGGUCUUCUCUCCACCAAAGGUGGCGCCAUCGACUCCUUCGUCGAGAGCUACGUGCUGCCGGACGCCGACCGGUCGAGUGGUCAGAGGACGCGCGUGGUCAAGCGGUCAGUCAGUCCAAUCUACAACCACACCAUGGUGUACGAAGGGUUCCAGCCUGCUGACCUGAGGGAGGCCUGCAUAGAGCUGACUGUCUGGCACCGCGAAGGGAUAAAAACACACCUGCUGGGAGGGGUCAGACUCAGCCCUGGGACAGGUCUGAGCUACGGGGCGGCAGUGUGUUGGAUGGAUUCAACAGAGGAGGAAGUCACUAUGUGGACCUCCAUGGUCUUGAACCCUAGUCACUGGAUAGAUACUACACUACCUAUCAGAACUAACCUGGUUAACCACCAGAAUUAACACUGUUGGUGGAUUCUGGGUAGUUUGCCGCUGUUGGUGUAUUCUGGGUAGUAUGCUGCUGUUGGUGUAUUCUGGGUAGUUUGUUGGUGUAUUCUGGGUAGUAGUUUGCUGUUGGUGUAUUCUGGGUAGUUUGCUGCUGUUGGUGUAUUCUGGGUAGUAGUCUGCUGUUGGUGGAUUCUGGGUUUUGUUGCCUACGGAAGAGAUUGGCUGGGUCUAGUUUUCAAAAAGUUUGGGAAGAGAAAAUGGAAUAGGUGAGUAGACCAUCUGUCGAUUUGGUUUUCAGACCCAGUUUAUUCCAGUUGAAACAAAUGUAUUUAAGUUGGGGCUGUGGUUUGAAUGAGGAUAUGGUCUGCUAUACUUCCACAAGCCUAGCUAGGGGUUUAUAAAUCCCUUAACGACCAGUCUGUUGACUUACACAACAAUGAGGAACUAGACAGAGGAAACUGGGAAGGGUAAAUUACACACAUGACUGGAUGUUAGAAAAAAGACUCUUGAUCAGAGUGCCAUUCAUAUGUUAAAACUACUGUAUGAAAGAAUGUAUCAACUUUUCUGCCUCUUGCUGUCUCUCUCUCUCUCUCUCUCUCUUUCCAUCUCUCUCUCUUUCCAUCUCUCUCUCUCUCUCUUUCCAUCUCUCUCUCUCUCUCUCUCUC
Molecule: messenger RNA, 2436 nt
Organism: Oncorhynchus kisutch (coho salmon)
Lineage: Eukaryota; Metazoa; Chordata; Actinopteri; Salmoniformes; Salmonidae
Product: synaptotagmin-like protein 1
Exons: 13
Coding region: 194-1786 (530 amino acids)
Biological process (GO): intracellular protein transport; exocytosis
Cellular component (GO): plasma membrane; exocytic vesicle
Molecular function (GO): neurexin family protein binding; small GTPase binding
Source: RefSeq, a predicted model, not a curated record